Messenger RNA from Aspergillus calidoustus, 1968 nucleotides. The record is from the annotation of a GenBank genome assembly. Lineage: Eukaryota; Fungi; Ascomycota; Eurotiomycetes; Eurotiales; Aspergillaceae.
AUGACACCGCGAGACGCCAAUGUUGCACCCACAAACCGACGACGACCGUCAUUAUCCUUUCGAAGACCCCGAACCGCGACCGUGUCGGCUAUCCCUACGACCCCUCGUGCAGGGACGGAACAUACCGUAUGGGACAAUUUGUCUCUCGUGGACUCCGGAGACACAAUGGACGAGCUAGUUUUCGAAGAUGUGAAUCACUUUCCCGAGCCGGCGCAUAGGCGGCGCGCAGCAAAGAGCUUCUCCAGUUUGCGCCACCCGGUUGAGGGACUGCGUGCGCUCGGUCGUCGCCUAUCAGUUACCAUGCGCAAUAAGUCAUCUCGCACAUUCAACGUUCCCCAUCAACUCGACCACAAACUUGGGACCUACAAUGCCAAUGGCAGUCAUGAAUAUGCCUCUAGUGCUUCGACCUUGCAAGGGGUUUCUAUUCCGCUACCUAUUCCUGGCAACGGAGUAGAGCCUCCUGUGCUGCCGGAUGGUAUGUACUCUGGGGCUGCUGCUCGAGCCGCCGCAGCGGCUCAAAACGAAAUGGUUCGCAAGAUGGAGUACAUGAAGCUGAACAUGAGCAACCAAGACUCGGAGAGUGGAAUUGGCAUUGAUCUCCAGGAUCCGUCGGAAUUGUCCGAUCUGGAACCGGACCUCGUUCGCCUCGAUCCUAUUGCUUUCUUCCCCACAGAGAUUAUUGGUCAAGUGCUAUCCCAUCUUGAGCCGGAAUCUUUGUUGAACUGUGAAUUGGUGUCUCGUGAUUGGAGGGAGCAGGCUUCUUCCAAGCACGUUUGGCGCCAUGUCUUUCGUCGUUGUUACGCACAACAGCGCUCCGCAGGUUCUCGUCCCCAGAAACACCUUGCUGCGGGGUUGGGCAAGUCUAUGUUUCAGCAGGAAUGGAAGAAAUUGUAUCUCGUCCGUCGUGCUUUGGAUCAGCGGUGGAAGGAUGGCAAGGCGGCGGCCAUUUACCUUCAAGGUCAUACAGACAGCGUCUACUGCGUUCAGUUUGAUGAGGACAAAAUCAUUACCGGCUCGCGUGAUCGGACCAUCCGCGUCUGGGAUGCUCACUAUCCGUGGCCUUGCCGCAAGAUCAUAGGGCCACCGCCAGGAGAUGUCUCCAACAGUGGCCCUGUCCAUGACCCUGAGCAACAGUCAUCGGGCAAGUCGCCAUUUCUUACCAUUCGCCCUCCCCCAACUCGUUCUGCUGAGAUUGUGGACUUGGGUGCACGACCACACGAUUAUCACAGCGCUUCCAUUUUGUGUCUUCAGUUUGACGACGAGAUCAUGGUCACUGGCUCCUCUGAUUAUUCUUGCAUUGUUUGGGACAUCAAGGAUGAUUACCGACCAAUUCAUCGCCUUGAAGGCCACACAGCGGGAGUGUUGGACGUUUGCUUUGAUGAUCGCUACAUUGUCUCCUGCUCAAAAGAUCACGCGAUCUGCGUCUGGGAUCGACGCACUGGGGCCCUGGUGAAGAAGCUCCUCGGUCACCGUGGGCCAGUCAAUGCCGUUCAGCUACGUGGUGAUCUCAUUGUCUCUGCGAGCGGAGACGGAAUCGCCAAGCUGUGGAACGUCGCUUCCGGUAUGUGUGUCAAGGAGUUUACCAGCAAAGACAGAGGCCUCGCGUGCGUCGAGUUUAGCGAUGACGCCCGGACUGUGCUCACUGGUGGAAACGACCAGAUGAUCUACCAGUUCGACGCAAACACCGGCGAGUUGGUCAAGGAGAUUGAAGGGCAUAGUGGCCUGGUGCGGUCACUGCACCUCGAUACCGCCAACCAGCGGAUCGUCAGCGGAAGCUACGACUUGAGCGUCAAGGUCUUUGACUCUCAAAGUGGAGAGCUGUCCAUUGAUUUUCCGGGAUGGACUACAAGUUGGAUGUUGAGUGUAAAGUCCGACUAUCGGCGCAUUGUAGCCACUAGCCAGGACUCUCGCGCGGUGAUCAUGGACUUUGGAUAUGGAAUAGACGGCAUUGAUUUACUGGAAGGGUAG